AUGUCAUCACCUCAACGGAAGAGAAAAGAACCGCCCCUGUACACGCUGACUGCAGGAGCUGUCGCCGGCGCCAUCGAAUCUAUUAUCACCUAUCCAACAGAGUAUGUGAAGACACAGUUGCAGUUGCAGGACAACGGAGCUGCUUCGGCCCGCAAUGGAGGCGUCAAAUUCAAAGGACCCAUCGAUGUGUUGGUGACGACGGUGCGGACACAAGGCUUUACGGCGAUCUAUAGAGGACUCUCUGCUCUUGUAAUUGGGACAGCUGCCAAGGCAGGCAUCCGCUUCUUUGCCUUUGACCAGUUCAGAGACAUGCUGAAGGACUCUGAAGGCAAGAUCUCUGCCGGCCGAUCAGUCCUUGCUGGCCUAGGAGCAGGAAUGACUGAAGCCAUUCUGGUGGUAACACCUACGGAGACUAUCAAGACCAAGCUAAUCCACGACGGCAACCUUGCGGUACCAAAGUAUCGGGGUCUGGUUCAUGGCGUGCAAUCGAUUGUCCGGGCUGAAGGCUUUGGAGGCGUAUAUCGCGGUGUUGUUCCUGUCAUGGCCCGGCAAGGCGCCAACAGCGCAGUGCGCUUCGGGGUCUACGCGACAUUGAGCGACAUGGCCAAGGCCCAGACGGGUGAGACCACCUUACCUGCGACUCACACUUUUGGAAUCGGAGCGAUUGCCGGGAUCGUUACAGUCUAUACGACGAUGCCAUUGGAUGUAGUCAAGACAAAGAUGCAAGGACUCAAUGCGCGCCAGCUUUACAAGGGCGCGUUCGACUGCGCAUGGAAGGUGUUCAAGAACGAGGGAGUGUUCGCGUUCUGGAAGGGCGCGACUCCUCGCCUGGCCCGCUUGUCGGUAAGUCAGAAACCGAAGGGAAACCCAUCUAACAAUUUCUAA
Molecule: messenger RNA, 885 nt
Organism: Linnemannia hyalina
Lineage: Eukaryota; Fungi; Mortierellomycota; Mortierellomycetes; Mortierellales; Mortierellaceae
Source: the annotation of a GenBank genome assembly